AUGGGGGUCCUGCGAGGAGGGCGCCCCUUUCCCAUCCCUGGUCCCAGCGAGAGGCGUGCCUGCCCCGCCCCACCCUCCAGCAGUCCUGGUAGGGCCCAGGCCCAUCCGUGCUCUGCAGUGGGAGGUCCUCGUCGCCCCUCGUUUCCAGCAAGAGAAUGGUGGCCCUUGGCCUCCCGGUGCAGAACGUCAGUCCUGCGCUGGGAGCAUGAAGAGUUGUGUGGGAAGCAAGCCAUUCUUGAAGUGGGGCCAACAGAGAGAAGUCAGCAGUUCCUCAGCCCUCAGGCUUCCAAGGGACAGAGAACAGAGGAGAAGCCUGCAGGCAGAAAAAAGAAGACGCCGACCUCGAGGGAGAAAACCGAUGUGCAGAAGAGCAUGCUCAGAGAGAAAGCAUCCGGGGACAGAAAGCCACUUGAGAUGCCCACUGUGCCCAGGAAGCCCCGCACAGAGCCCCGCCUGAGUCCUGAAGAAGAAAAGCACAUCUUUGAUGCCUUCCACGCUUCAUUUAAAAAUGCCUUUGAGGGGGUUCCCGUGUUCAUUCCUUUUCAGAGGAAGAAACCUGAUGAGUGCAGUGAAUGCAGGCAGAUCUUUAAGCACAAGAAAGACCACAUUUGCCGUCAGAGGGUCCACACCAGAAAGAAGCCCUUCAAGUGUGAGCAGUGUGGGAAGGCCUUUCGGCACAGCUCCAGCGUCACCAAACACCAGAGGACUCACACUGUUGGCCUUCAUCAGACGUGUUGCCUGGCGGGUGUUCUGCUCUUGGGACCACACUGGAGGGGCCACCCCAGGUGCAAGUGGGCAGGUGAACCACCAGAGGGGAGCCGUGGCACUUAUGGCCUCCUGACGGUCCUGCCACCACAGUCACUGCUGGAAGCAUGGCCUUCGUGGCUUCUCAGUGGACCUUGGUCCCGAUGAGGGGUAGGUGGCAUAUCUGUGGUGUCGUGUACCUGCCUCUGUGACGACUGCAUCUCGCACUGCUGGGCGUGUGCUGGGGAGGCCAACCUCCCUGUGGGGCUCCCCAGGGCUUUUUCAGCUCACUGCUGUCAG
Molecule: messenger RNA, 1044 nt
Organism: Macaca mulatta (Rhesus monkey)
Lineage: Eukaryota; Metazoa; Chordata; Mammalia; Primates; Cercopithecidae
Source: RefSeq, a predicted model, not a curated record